This is a messenger RNA of Lithohypha guttulata, 1293 nucleotides long. RefSeq lists its product as uncharacterized. NCBI's taxonomy places the organism in Eukaryota, Fungi, Ascomycota, Eurotiomycetes, Chaetothyriales, Trichomeriaceae. Gene Ontology annotation, biological process: beta-D-galactose catabolic process via UDP-galactose, Leloir pathway. The coding region runs from base 1 to 1293 and encodes 430 amino acids. Gene Ontology annotation, molecular function: UDP-glucose 4-epimerase activity. The record is from RefSeq and is a predicted model, not a curated record. The transcript has 2 exons. Gene Ontology annotation, cellular component: cytosol.
AUGCUCUCCUCAUCUUCAAGCUCAUUGAAUUCCAGCCCUCCGAGAUCUACAACGUCCACACCCUGUACCGAGCACAAUCUCUUCUUUGCAAAUAUUGUAUCAGAUUACGUUGAUCCCCAAUACAUCCUAGUAACCGGUGGAUUGGGCUUCAUCGGCAGUCAUACGUCUCUCGAGCUGCUGAAAGCAGGUUACAAUGUCCUCAUCGUUGAUGACUUGAGCAACAGCUAUCCGGAUGUUUUCGACCGCAUACUUGCUGCGGCUCACCUGCAUUUUGGUAAUACUAAGAGCCAAUGUCCUAAGCUGAAGUUAUGGAAGGCCGAUUAUCGAGACGAAUGCUCCAUGAGACGCCUGUUCCAAACCUACUGGAAUGGUCAACAAACCAACAUCACAGGCGUUAUCCAUUUCGCAGCUUUCAAGGCUGUCGAAGAGAGUAUCAGAAAUCCAUUGAGAUAUUAUCUCAACAACAUCAACGGAAUGGUCGUGUUACUGGGAUUGCUAGAAGAGUUUGAUGUCAAGAACUUUAUCUUUUCCUCUUCUGCUACAGUGUAUGGCUCAGUUGCCGACCGUGGAGUGUCACUGCGCGAAGAGGAUUGUGUACAUCGGUCUGAAGAAUUCCUCGACCACGAUGGGUUCAAGCAUAUCGCAGUUCCGGGCUGUAUCGGCAUAACCAACCCAUAUGGCCGAACGAAGUACUUCGGUGAAGCUAUCCUCUCCGACCUGGCUGUUUCGGAUCCGACCUGGAACAUUAUCGCACUGCGAUACUUUAACCCAAUAGGCUGCGACUCGAGUGGUCUCCUUGGGGAGGACCCUCGAGAUGUGCCAUCCAACCUUCUUCCAAUCGUCGUCAAGGUGAUGACAGGCCAAUGGCAGGAACUCUCGAUAUACGGCGCAGACUGGGACACUGCAGACGGCACUGCUAUUAGGGACUUCAUUCAUGUCUCUGACCUUGCAAGAGGUCACAUUGCAGCUCUAGAAACACUCAUGCAGCGCAAACCGGAAUCGGUCCUCCUACAGGACCAGCGAGGUUCGAUUGGCUUUGCGACUUUCAAUCUUGGCACUGGGUCAGGUCAUUCAGUUCAAGAGGUCAUCGAUACAAUGGCCGCGGUUUCGAACACCUCGAUACCGUACAAAGUAGUGGGGCGACGACCUGGAGACGUGGGCUCUUGCGUCGCUGAAGCUGGUAAAGCAAACAAACAACUGUGCUGGCAGGCUCAGAAAUCACUAAAGGAUGCGUGUACAGAUAUCUCACACCAGAUCUUCUUCUCUCUGGUUGUUGUCGUCAUUGAUGCGUGA